CUCACGGCAAUUGUGAUUUUACUAUUUGUGUAAGUUUAUUUAUAUUUCUUUGAAAAUUAGAAUAUUUCAUUUUAAAAUUUAUUAGAGAAAGUAUUGAAAGUACUGAAAACAUUAAUACAUCUAGCGUCUGCAAAAGCAAAAUUUUGUCAGAUGUGGAAAAUGGUAAAAUAAAAUGCAUUAUUGUGGAUUAACAUAAAUGUAAUUAAAAAUAUUUUUGAGAUUAACAGAAAAUUUGCAAAGACUUGCGACUACUGCUUGUAUCUCUAGAUGUUUUGAACUCCAUCGUUUCUCGGGAAAAAAGUGUUUGAUGCAACAUCUGAAUCCAACAUCAGGAAAUAAAACUUUGGCGUCUACCGAUAUGUAUAAGUUUUUGUGCUAUGUGAAGCGGUAUAUUUAUUAAAAAAAAAUUUUUAGCUUAACUAAUUGCUUUGAUAGUGCUAUAGGCUUCCUGAAACCAGCUAAUUUUGAUGAUGUCAAGUCUUGCACCCAUAUUAUUUUCCACGACUUCACUGUUCUUAACCCGUCCACUUUGGAAAUUCAAGUGCUUAUUGAUAAAAAACCAGGCAAUUUAAAACCUUUUAGUACUUUCAUUUUAAGGUUAAUAUAAAAAAAAAUCGCUCCUCUUAAAAAUCAGAUUUGCGGGAACAGAUUGAAGUAUUUCGACCACUAAAAUCUGCAAAGCUUAUCCUCACAUUGGGUGAUUACAAUGAUUCAUUUACUGAUAAAUAUAGCAGAAUGAUAAUGGAUCCUGCCAAGAGGAGCAAUUUCAUAAUGAAUUCUAUUGAAGUUUUAAAGCAGUACAAUCUGCAUGGUUUGGAUAUAUUUUGGCAAUACCCUGUGUGCUGGCGCUCAGUUUGUGAAAUGGGUGCAAAAUUCCAAGACAAAGAUAACUUUGGAAUAUUUUUGGUUGAGGCAUCAAAAGCAUUUCGACCCCUUAAUUUUACUCUUUCUGCGGUUCUCCAGCCUAAUCCACACAAAUUGGACUUGGGUUACAAAUUGCCACUCAUGUCAAAAUAUUUGGAUUGGAUGACUAUGCUAGCGUUUGAUUAUGCUGGAGCGUGGGAGAGAAAAACUGGCUUUAAAUCACCUUUGGACAAAGCAUUAACUAGCAUUAACGCUGCUUUGAAGCAAGGGGCUUCACCGGACAAAUUAAUUUGGGGUAUAGAUUGUACAGCAAACACUUUUGCCCUUCAGAACAAGCAAAUGGCUGAAAUUAUUGGCGCAGCCGUUACUGGAAACGCAAAUAAAAGCAAGUUCGUCAAUCAUACAUUAAUCUAUCCUUUUUUUGAAGUAUGCCACUAUGUUCGACAUGAAAAGUGGAUUAAGGUUACAAAAAAAGGAGCAUCCUUGACCCUCCUGCGUCCCUUUAGUACUUCAUUUGCUUACAAUGAAGAACAAUGGAUAUCCUUCGAAGACACAAUUUCUGUCCGAGAAAAAGUUCAAAUGGCCAAGUCUAGAAAUCUUGGAGGGAUAGCCUUGACAGAAAUUAAUUCAGAUGAUGCACAUGACAUAUGCCAUUGUGGAAAAUUUCCCCUGUUGCGAGUUAUAGCAGACGAGUUAAAUUUAAGUCCUAAAACUACCCAGAUAUGCCCGUAGUGUGUAGUUUAA
Messenger RNA from Neocloeon triangulifer, 1608 nucleotides. Its product is annotated as probable chitinase 10. Gene Ontology annotation, molecular function: chitin binding; chitinase activity. The record is from RefSeq and is a predicted model, not a curated record. Gene Ontology annotation, cellular component: extracellular region. The transcript is spliced from 5 exons. NCBI's taxonomy places the organism in Eukaryota, Metazoa, Arthropoda, Insecta, Ephemeroptera, Baetidae. Bases 736 to 1596 code for a protein of 286 amino acids. Gene Ontology annotation, biological process: carbohydrate metabolic process; chitin catabolic process.